Molecule: messenger RNA, 2381 nt
Organism: Xenia sp. Carnegie-2017
Lineage: Eukaryota; Metazoa; Cnidaria; Anthozoa; Malacalcyonacea; Xeniidae
Product: eukaryotic translation initiation factor 3 subunit C-like
Exons: 21
Coding region: 87-2048 (653 amino acids)
Biological process (GO): translational initiation
Cellular component (GO): eukaryotic translation initiation factor 3 complex
Molecular function (GO): translation initiation factor binding; RNA binding; translation initiation factor activity
Source: RefSeq, a predicted model, not a curated record
AGUCUCUCGCAAUUGAUGUGACGCAUCGUUAAUUUUCCUCGAGGACUUUUUUCAUUUCUUGGUUAUUUAUACAAGAAAGAAUUAAAAUGUCUCGUUUUUUUGCUGCUCGAUCAUCUGGAAGUGAGGAUGAAUCUAGUGAUGAAGCUCCAAUUGUUGCACAAAAAGCUACUACCACUGUGGCAUCAAGUCGUGCUCAGUUUCUGUUCAGUGACGACGAUGAUGAAGAUACAAAGAGAGUUGUGCGAAGCCAAAAAGACAAAAGAUUUGAUGAGAUCUCCAACAUUGCCAAACAAUUGAAGAAUCACAAGAAAAUAAAGGAUAUGUCAAAAAUCCUCACAGAGUUUGAAAAUUUGGGUCGUGCUUUCGUGAAGGCCAAAAAUGUUGUUGACAAAGAGGGAAUUCCAACAACUUUUAUUAAGUGUCUUGUGGAAUUAGAGAAUUUCAUUAAAGAGAACUGGGAUGAUGUUGAAGGUAGAAGGAAACUUAAUAAAUUGAAUGCUAAGGCAUUGGGCACAUUGAGACAAAAGGUGAAAAAGUACAACAAAACUUUUGAGAAUGAUAUCGAGAAAUAUCGAGAAAAUCCCCUUGAUUCUGAGGUGGAAGAAGAUGUUGAUGAUGAAUCAGGGGAUUUUGAUGAUGAAGAUGAUAAUAUUAUCAUCUCAACAAAGCCUGAGAUACAUGCUGCAAAAAUAAAGCAAGAAAAAUAUGGGGAUUCAGACAGCGAAUACGACAGUGAUGAUGACAGGUUUGGCUCAUCUAGCGGAAGUGACAGUGAUUUGGAUAUUCCACAAGGUGGAAAAGUUACAGCUGCAAUGUUUUUGAAAAAAGAAAAGGAUGAUGGCGAAGACAAGAAGGAAAAGAAAGUUAGAAAAGAACGUCAGAUAAAACCAAAAGCAAAAAUCGAUGAUGCUGAAGAGGUUGACGGAGCUGAAUGGAAAGAAGUGAAAUCAUCACAUACAUCUGAAAAACCAAAGAUGUUAUUCGCAAAAGACACUGAAAUCAACCCAUCAGUUGUUCUGAAGAAACUUCAUGAAAUACUUAAUGCUCGUGGAAAGAAAGGCACAGAUCGAACUGAGCAGAUUUCCUAUCUUAAAGAUCUGAGAGCUGUUGCAGAAAAACACAACCUAGGUGCUGCCAUGAGUGUGAAGAUAAUGUUCAACAUCAUUGCCUCGAUAUUUGACUAUAAUCCAAAUGCGGCAACAUGUAUGAAGUCGGAAAUGUGGAAAAGCUGUCUACAGUAUGUCGAUGAACUGCUGACAAUUUUGUGUGAAAGUCCAAACAUUACCGUUGGUGAGAAUAUUCUUGAAGAUGCUGAAAAUCUGGAGAAUGCAAAUGAGGAGGAAAAGUAUAAAAUACGUGGAUGUAUUUUAAUUACAAUCGAGCGAACAGAUGACGAAUUUACGAAAAUGUUGCAAGGUUGUGAUUGCCAUUCAACAGAAUAUGUGGAAAGAUUAAAAGAUGAGAUUACAAUGACGUUGCUGAUCAGUCGCGUGAUGAAAUAUCUUGAGGAUCACGAUGCAGCUCCCAGCAUGCUUUGCAGGGUUUAUUUAAGAUACAUUGAACAUAUUUAUUAUAAGCUCGACAUGGUCCGUGUAAAGGAACUUAACGAGGAGAAAUUAUUGAACCAAUCUUCAACUGACGAAAACUCUGAAGAAAUAACACUUGAAAAAGCAGCAGCAUUGACAACAUCCAAAAUGGAAAACAUGUGUAAAUUUAUCUACACAAAAGAUGACUCGAACCGCAUAAGAACUCGAGCCAUGUUGUGUCACGUGUACUUCCUUGCACUUCAUGAUAGGUGGUAUGAAGCACGUGACCUUAUGCUCAUGUCUCAUUUGCAAGAAAACAUUCAGCAUUCUGAUAUACCAACACAGAUAUUGUAUAAUCGUACGAUGGUUCAACUUGGAUUAUGUGCGUUCCGACAUGGCAUGAUUAAGGAUGCUCACAACGCUUUACAUGACGUGCAAUCUAGUGGGAAGGCAAAGGAACUGUUGGCUCAGGGAUUGAUGCAACAAAGACAAUACGAAAGAAAUCCAGAACAAGAAAAAUAGAACGUCGUCGAUUAGUGCCUUUUCAUAUGCACAUAAAUUUGGAGUUGUUGGAAUGCGUCUACCUUACUUCAGCAAUGUUACUGGAAAUACCGCAUAUGGCAGCUCGAGAAUUUGAACAUCGUCGCAAAAUGAUCAGCAAAAGCUUUCAUCAUCAACUCAAGAUGAGCGAGAGACAGCCUUUAGUAGGUCCACCAGAGAGCAUGCGUGAACAUGUUGUUGCUGCGUCAAAGGAAAUGGGCAAAGGAAAUUGGCGCGAAUGUGCUGAAUAUAUUCUUGCUGUUAAGGUGUGGAGCUUAUUUAAUCAAUCUGAUGAAGUAAGAAGCAUGUUAAAAA